Molecule: messenger RNA, 1260 nt
Organism: Colletotrichum spaethianum
Lineage: Eukaryota; Fungi; Ascomycota; Sordariomycetes; Glomerellales; Glomerellaceae
Exons: 1
Coding region: 1-1260 (419 amino acids)
Source: RefSeq, a predicted model, not a curated record
AUGGACUUCCGAAUCUUCAGGAAAUCAAAGAGUGCCGGCGACGUCGCUGACCUGGCCUCCAACGAUAUAAUCCCCGUGCGCCGCAUCACCUCAAACAGCAUGGCCUACGCGCUGGCUGCCCAGCAGAAACGGCCCGAGGUGGACAUGGCGACCGUCUGGAAAUCCAUCGACGCGCCCCGGUCGACGCUCAAGAUCGAUAACUCCACUUUCUUCCUUCCAGCAGGUCCCAUGGCCGACGACAAGUUCUGGAUGGUCUUGGCCAACGGUGACAUCGGCAUGGUGACCAAGAACGGCUUCGUUGUAGAGGACAGCGGGGUGAAGUACCAUGUUAAGAGAAAGGACCGAAGCAAUGGCUUCACCUUCCAUUGCGGGACCCUGACCAUCAUCCUCCAUCCGUCCAAGUCGCUCCGUCGAUGCUUCAUCGGGCACGGGGCCAUGGCCGAGAAGCGAAUCAUCAUGAGGCUCCAGGCGGACUGUCAGUAUGCGGCCGACAAGGUCACGAACUGCAUGGCCAGCAUGCUGUGGUACAACGUGCAGUCGCACGGCAGCAUGCAGUGGCGGACGGAGACGAACAUCGCAGACGACCUGGAAAAGGCAGCGCAGGCUUUGAGCGAGCUUGUCGAUUUCGCCGCCCGGUUCAUCAAGGUGAUGAGGAGGCAGUAUCAAGGCGAUGGCAGGGAGGAGACGAUGCCCGCGGCGUACAAGAAUGCUCUCAAGCUGCUGGUGCUGGCGAAGUGGUACCGCAUCCACCGCGCCCUCAACUCUGUCCAGUGCAUGGAGAAGGCUUUUCGGCGAUCAGUCGACCGGUCGGCUCACCCGGCGGCCCAGCACCGAUCCGACAACUUCAUCCAGUCCAAUCUGCUCGGCAUGCUGGGGUGGGGGCUCGCACCCGGGAGCAUGGGCUCGCAACGAGACGUACUACAAGAUGUGUUGACCACGCUAGAGGUUCUUGGUACCACCGACUGGGGCCUCUUUGAGGAGAAGGACGUGAGGGCAAGGAUGGAGCAAACGGCAACUACAGUCAGGAUCGUCAAAGAGGCCAGCUUCACCAUUUGGACGCAACAAAAAAUUAUGAGGUUUCUGCGACACCGGCCGCUGCGUGGACUUGAUCCGGCCGAGGUGCGCUUGGCAGGUCAAGAAUCGAGAAGCGAGGAAAGCAUACACCCCUCUCACUUGCGGAUGCUAAAGGUUCUGCCAUGGGUCAAGAAUUUCGACGCCGGCGGUCGUGUGCCUAUCCUGAGGCUUGCGGCCCUGGAUUGA